AUGGCGUCGCAUAGAGGUAUGGUUAGGGUGAUCCCGCGUACUUCGGUCAGGUUUUUCAAAACCUUGACGGAGCCCUACUCUCCAACGAUCUCGACAGACCUGUACACUCAGGAGAAGGAGCCCCGGUUUAUUUCUCUGUUCCAGAACGAUUCGCGCCUGAAAACGAUAACAGAGGAGGAGGCUAAGCUGUCGCCCUCUUUAAUUGCCCUGCACGCAAGAUUGAAUCUGGGCCAAGACUUUCCACUGGCUACUCUGGCCAGAGCCCUCACCUGCGAUACGAAAGAUGGCCAGCACGCAUCCAACAGCAGUCUCUCCCAGGUAGGAAAGAGGCUGGUGAAGUACCAUGUCACAGAAAAUAUGAUAACGAAAUAUCCAAGACUACCCAUUGCUGUGUUCUCGAAAGCCGUGAACGCGUACGUCGGUACCGAGUCUCUGAGCAGUGUUGGUAGGUUGUUUGGUAUUGAGGUGGAGUCGAAGAGUCCCAUAGACAAGUAUCUUUCUGGCGAAACGUUAGAGACCUCUUUCGGUAAGCUGAGAUUUGACAGCGCCAUUUCGAAGCCAGAAAGUGGGGUGAAACAUUACGGCAAAGAAGGCAUAACCGAGGACGUUGCCUACAAAUUUGCAGUCAGGUCCAUUAUCGGAGGUGUGUACCUUCACAAGGGAGAAUCUGCCGCCAAAAAGUUCAUAGAUGAAUACAUUCUGUCGCGCAAGGUUGAUGUGGAGAGCAUGCUGAAGUUUGAGCAGCCCCAAAGAAUGUUGCUCAGACUGUUGAGAAGGAACAACCUUCCUGCUCCCGUCUCCAAAUUGAUGGCAGAAACCGGAAGACACUCUGUGGCCCCCGUUUACGUGGUUGGUGUUUUCAGUGGAGAUUCUCUGCUGGGUGAAGGCCAGGGCUCUUCGAUCAGAGAGGCCACCAUGAGAGGUGCCGUGAACGCUUUGAAAGCCCACUAUCUUUACAGGCCAUUGAACGAGAGAGUGCCCAGCGAUCCAGAGAGAAAGGAGCCAUUGUAUGUGGACGAGGGUGAGGUUUACUUUUAG
Kuraishia capsulata CBS 1993 is the source of this 1038-nucleotide messenger RNA. RefSeq lists its product as uncharacterized. Gene Ontology annotation, biological process: regulation of gene expression; rRNA processing; primary miRNA processing. The transcript has a single exon. Gene Ontology annotation, cellular component: nucleus. Lineage: Eukaryota; Fungi; Ascomycota; Pichiomycetes; Pichiales; Pichiaceae. The record is from RefSeq and is a predicted model, not a curated record. Gene Ontology annotation, molecular function: double-stranded RNA binding; ribonuclease III activity. Bases 1 to 1038 code for a protein of 345 amino acids.